CACAGGAAAAAUCUUCUAAAUGAGAUCAUGUUUCUAGAAGACUUAGGCUGUGAAUCUUCUCUGAUUUUUCAAGACACUUCAGGCCAAGUGUACAACUUUGGAUCAAGUGCAGGUUUCUCUUUCUUAUGCCUGAAUCCUGACAUCAACAUCAAAUUCCGAGACCACUUUGCUUGCACCAAUGAGAGGUACACAUACAAAGAUGUACAACAGCUAUUCAAUUCCAAAUACAGUGAAGCAAUAAAGAAACCAGGCAGCAGGGUGCCGUAUCUACGUGGGGGUUUUACAGUAGAAAAUCUCCCAGAUGGCAUUUUCUUUAAGAAACCCUUCCAUUAUGGCACUAAACAACUCCAGGCUAUAAUGGAGAAAAAAAGCGAAAUUAAAUUCGUGAUUACCAGUAAUGCAAAUGUAAACUUGCAAAGCAACAGGGAUUUUAUUCCCUCUCCAACUCAGCCUGAAACAGUAGUCACUCUUCUGUCCAGGAUAGUGGACAGACAAUGUGCAGAAAGGGUAGUUAGACUGUCUGACAAGAUUAAAGAACAAGAUGUGGAGGUUGUGGAGUUGAGACUUGACCAGGAAGAGAGACUAAGAUUAAAUGAAUAUAGUUUUUAUUUUGAAGAUGAUGCAUGGCUUGCUGUUGGUGCUAAUAUUCAACACUCCACAGAAGCACAAGGGCUUAUUGUCCCAGUGUUUACUGAGUCAGAAGAUGAGAAAUUCUGGCUUUUCUACACUAUCCAGAAUCCAUCAAAACUAGUCAAAGCUUCAUUUACUUACAAGAUAAAAGGGUAUUGGCUUGACUUACAAGGCCAAUCCAACUACAAAUUACUGAACAAUCAUCAGGAUUAUGUUACUAUUGCCAACUUGAUCAAAAAUGGACCCUAUGGACCAUUAUAUUUUUUGCAGGGGAUGGAAAUUUCAGAUGACCAGUAUUUUAAUAUACCUGAAGUAUUUAACAAUGCAAUAUUUGCUGCCUUAAGAAGUAGCACUAUUAUUUAAAAUUUAACAAUAUGUACUUUUCAAUUUAAUAUACCUUUUCUAAGAACCUGUUGGAAAGCCAAUUUUAUAGCCAGCUGACAUACAGAGAAUCCUAAAUUGUAGUUCUUAAAUUGUUACUAUUAUCAAACUUAAUAGAUAAUGAUUAGCCUAGAAGUUUGUUUGCUAAUUUGUUGAUCAUUUUCAGUGGUCCAAGUGGUGUGUCUACAAAUGAAUACAAAAUCCAGUAUAAAGUACUUUUAUUACCUAUUACAAUAGGCUACAUGCAUGUCAUACUUUCUAACAAAGACCACUUGUAGAAGCUUGAUUGUACAAAGAAAACCAGAAACAUUACAUUUUGCCAUUUUUGUGUACUAAUGAUAAGUACUUUUCAGAAUCUUUGCCAAUAUUGUGUACUUUUGGUAGGUGGUAAUCAAAGCGUCGUCCAACCCAGGUACAUCCCUGUAGUGGACAACAUCUAAUGGGCCUCUUGGUUUUGCUGAAAAUAUAGGAAAAAUGCAAUGUGUCAAAAUGAGCAUGAAUUGAAAAAAGUCAAGAAUGCUGUGUACAGUAGAGAAAACACUCAUCUAUGUAACUACAAUGAACACAAUCCUCUGAAAAACAGAACUGAACAAUAAGAAAUGUAAUAAAAUACCUAUUUUCCUGA
This is a messenger RNA of Pocillopora verrucosa, 1636 nucleotides long. The record is from RefSeq and is a predicted model, not a curated record. NCBI's taxonomy places the organism in Eukaryota, Metazoa, Cnidaria, Anthozoa, Scleractinia, Pocilloporidae.